AUGUUGGCAAAGCGAACCAUCACAAGUGUGAGCCUCGUUGAGCAGUUGCUUGAACACAUUAGCCUCAACGACAAGGGGCGCAAUCUCCGGGCCGUGCUAAGCACUGCACCUCGUGAUACCCUCAUCAAGGCUGCGUCUCAAUUGGACGACGAAAGAGCUCAAGGAAAGCUCCGUGGGCCUCUGCAUGGUAUUCCCAUUCUUAUAAAAGUACGUACGUCUCGGGCGACUGUCUGACGCCUACGACCCUUGCUGAUCAUGGAUCGGACGCUAUCAAUACUCACCCCAGCCUUGGCAUGCCAACAACAGUAGGAAGCUUUGCCUUGGUCGAUGCCAAGCCCGCGGGAAACGCUGACGUAGUCGAGGAGGUAAGUACAAGCUUCCCACUCUUGUGAGGCAGAAUUGCUAACUCGGCCUUACUCAGCUAAUCAAGGAUGGACUGAUCAUUCUCGCCAAAACCAAUCUAAAUGUCCGUAUCCUUUCAUCCGUUCUAAGUAUCGAAUACUGACACUUCUCCCAGGAAUUCUGCAAUUGAAAGUGCGUUCUGUUUAGAGGGAUAUAUGAUAAAGAUCCAGACUGACCUGUUUUCUAGGGGCUUCAACUCUAUUAAUGGAUUUUCUGCCGUUGGCGGCCAAACCAAUUCUGCCUACAUCAAGGGUGGACUACAGGAUGGAGAAGCAGCAAUGGGCCACUCGGUAACCUCAAACUCCAGUAUCACGCGAUCCCAUACUGAUCAUCCCAGAGCCCCCUAGGUUCAUCAACAGGGUCAGCAGUGGGAGUUUCUGCGGGAUACAGCCCUGUAGCAUUAGGGACAGAGACCGAAGGAUAUUUGGUGCAGCCUGCUGCAAGAGCAGCUUUGUAUGCACUCAAGCCGACCCCAGGGAGUGUCAAGAUGGAUGGAGUGUGGACAUUGUCGCAUCAUUUUGACGCUAUCGGAGGCAUGGCUAAGUCCGUCACUGAUCUGGCCCUCAUAACUGAACUCCUUCAUACAGAUCAAGUUCGCUCAACAUUGCCCAAAGACAGCUAUCUAUCAAUUCUCAGCAAAGAUUUCGAGAAUUUGAAAGUCGGAUUUCUUGAUCCUAUUCUAUGGCACCUACCGGAAGGAUUGUGCCCGCAAAUUCCGAAUGUGGUUCAGGAAUUGGUAUGAACUCGUUGAUACGCAUGUCAACUUCGCUGACUUUUUACAAGAAUGAGGCCUACGAGCAAGCCAUUGAAAAGAUCAAGGCUUCCGGGGCUCAUGUCGAGUAUCCAGUUCCACUUCCUAGUUUCGACAAGUUGACGAUUCCUGAUGACGAAAUGACGGCGAUGGAAGUUAUCAUUUGUAAGUUGUUGUGUGUUUCUGGACAUCACCAGCGGCUAUUAACACAGAAUAGUACGAGAAUACUCGAGAAACAUUGACCAGUACCUCGGAGACCUCCAAGACUGUAAAGUCCGAACCACCGCCGAAUUGAUUGCGUGGAAUGAGGAGCACGCAGAGAUUGAGAUGCCAUUUGGUAAGCCCGACAUGAUAGAUACAAGUAGUGUUCACUACCAUACUCACCGAUAUCAGAUCAUGCCAAUCAGCAACGAUUGAUCCAGGCAUACAAGGAAAGACCUACCGCCGAGCGAUAUGACGAGGCUCGCCGGCACAUGAAAAAGGUGGUGAUCGAGGACGGGUUUGAACCUCUAUUCAGCGGGAAGGGUCUUGACCUCGUUGCAGUCCCACAGGAUAGUAGAAUACCCAGCAUGGCAACAGCUUCAGGUGAGUGUUCUUCUCUUCUCUCCAUCAUACCGACGCAUUCUUGAUAUAAGACUUCUGACAUGGUUUUUUUUACCCAGGCUAUCCCAUUGCCACUGUGCCACUUGGUGUUCUGAAAGACUAUGGACGUCCAUUCGGCCUCGCUGUCAUGGCAAAAGCAGGGCGUGAGGACAUCCUAUUCAAGUUCAUGAGUGCCUUUGAAGCCACUUUUCCAAAGAGGGCCAUCCCUACUUUGCUAUUGCAGCCAAUUACUGAAACUGUCAGCCCCGAGAUGAACGACACCGUCCAUGGGACUAAAGGCGAUAACUGGCGUCGCAAGAGCAAUCAGGAACUGUAG
Messenger RNA from Clonostachys rhizophaga, 2072 nucleotides. The record is from the annotation of a GenBank genome assembly. Lineage: Eukaryota; Fungi; Ascomycota; Sordariomycetes; Hypocreales; Bionectriaceae.